AUGGCCUGUGAGCAGCAAUUACGCACUAGUCAUGGUGCUUCUCAGAUGCUGCCACGUGUAGUAGCCACAGAGAAGCAGUCACUGGUAGUUGUUAAGAAACUCCUAGCAAUUGCUGUAUCCAGCAUUACAUACCUGCGAGGUCUUUUCCCAGAAAAAGCUUAUGGGAGCAAAUACGUUGAGGAACAAAAAGUGAUGAUUCUUCGAGAAGAGCGAACUUGCCCUGGUGCUAGCCAGAUUGUUCAGUGGUUGCAAGGAUGCUUUGAUGCCCUACAGAAGAGAUAUCUACGUAUGGCUUUAUUAUCUAUUUACUCUGAUCCAGAAUUCCCAGAGAAGGUAACAGAGUGCUACCAGUUCAGAAUCCAGUACACUGAUAAGGGUCCUCAGCUGGAUUUUGAAGGCAAAAGCCAGAAGUGUGUGACUAAGAUGGAGUGCAGCGACAUAAAGAAAGCAAGUAUUCUGCUUGUGCGUAAACUGUACACACUAAUGCAGAACCUCGGCCCACUACCUGACAGCGUUUGUCUCAACAUGAAGCUCUCCUACUACGAUGAAGUGACUCCCCAAGACUACCACCCACCAGGCUUUAAGGAGGGUGACAGUGGCACACUGAUGUUUGAGAAAGAGCCAGUUAAUCUUACCAUGGGAGAAGUUGUUACACCUUUCCACACGCUCAAAGUGGAUGUCACCACUGAGAGAGAAAGACUUGAACAGAUAAAUGAAAAUGAGCCAGUAUGUGCCAGAGAUAGAUGGGCUUUGAAAAUGAAUGAAGAAAAAGUUGUGUCUGUGUCCAAAGUUCAGCAGGAGUUUGUAUCCAUAGAAAAUGUUGUUCAUGACAGCAGUAUUGAAAACUCAGGCAUGAGCAAAGACGAAAUGCUGGAAAAUUCACAGCUCAUCCAGGUAGACAGUCUUGUGAAGAAGACGGCUGCUCUCCAGGUGGCUACCAUGAAAACCAGGAGCGGGCGUGUAUGCAAGUCCUCAGUAGACAAAAGAUCAGAUGCGGUGGCCCCAUCCACAAACAAGAAAGCGAAACACGCUUCUCAGUUUGAGUUUCCACUUAGUCAAGAUCUUCAGCCUGCUGCCCCGAAGAGACGUAAAUUUAGUGUGCCGAGAGAAUCCCACUGAUGCUCUUCAAUAUAACUGAGUGUAAACAGGCAA
Messenger RNA from Pygocentrus nattereri (red-bellied piranha), 1152 nucleotides. It is a transcript of the gene hormad1, whose product is annotated as HORMA domain containing 1. The transcript is spliced from 15 exons. The record is from RefSeq and is a predicted model, not a curated record. Lineage: Eukaryota; Metazoa; Chordata; Actinopteri; Characiformes; Serrasalmidae. Bases 1 to 1119 code for a protein of 372 amino acids.